CAUACGUCAGCCGGAACCCGGAAGUGUGAGAGCAGAGAGCGGUGUCGCGGCGGUUCUGGCUGUUUUCUGGGUUUCUUUUAGCUCUAAUGGGUUCGUGUCGGACCGGACCGGGACUCUGGACCUCGGCGCCUCUGCUGGUGCUGGUCCUGGUGCUGAUGGGGCUGGUCGGACCGGUCGGUUCCGUCUCCGAACCGGGGAUCUGGACCCUGAACGUCGACAGCGAAAUUCUGAAGAAGCAGAACUUCUUCUUCUUCACUAAAACUCUGUUCAACAACAGCUUCAUUCAUCUCAAACUGAUGCCAGAGACCUGUAACUUGUCGUCACCCGUCCAGUUGAACGUGUCCUGGUAUCUGAGGAACUCGCACUGCUACAAUGAAGUCUUCAGCCUGGACACGGAGCACGCAGGAAUUUACUUCAAGUCAACGGAGGUCAAACGAGGAGGAGGAAGUGGAUAUUAUGUUUUUCAUCAAUAUCCCGCUUUCACCUGCAAGCCACACACAAAUCCCACGUUCGGCCUGGAGAAGUUUGAGAAGAAAACACGACUGACAGAAGAGCCGCAGAAACAGCCAAUCACAGAGAAGACAUCAAACAGGAGGAAGAGGAGCAAUGUGGACGCUCCACAACCAAAGGCUGCUGAGGUACAGAAGAAAGCUGAAACAGGAAGCGCUGCCGUCCGUCCUAAAGAGAUGGCUGCUGCUUCUCACUCGGUCGACGUGGUGGCUCAGAGCUGGGAGGACGGACCCUACAUGUUCAUCCUGAAUAUCAAAGAAAUCAAAGACAAGAGCCAAGCCGCCGACCCCCCCGCACCCUGGAGUCUACAGCUGCAGAUCAGCAUGAAGGGUCCUCAUCACGACUACAUAUCAGCUACUGAGUGGCCUAUGAUGGUGUUCUACAUGGUGAUGUGUAUCGUGUACGUGCUGCUGGCGGUGUUGUGGUUGGUGCUGUCGGCGUGCUACUGGAGGGAUCUGCUCAGGAUCCAGUUCUGGAUUGGAGGAGUCAUCUUCCUGGGCAUGCUGGAGAAGGCCGUCUACUACGCCGAGUUCCAGAGCAUCAGAUACGACGGCCUGUCGGUCCAGGGCGCCGUGGUGUUUGCUGAGGUGCUCUCUGCGGUGAAGAGGACUCUGGCCAGGGUGUUGGUGAUCAUCGCCAGUCUGGGAUACGGCAUCGUCAAGCCCAGGCUCGGGGCGCUGCUCCACAGAGUAGUCGGAGUCGGUCUGCUCUAUUUGAUCUUCUCCAUCGUCGAGGGCAUCCUAAGAGUCAACACUGAUCGAGGCAACAACAACAGCAGUAAAUUUUUGUGUGACAUAGUGCUGGCCUUCACUGACUCCUGUGUUGUCUGGUGGAUCUUUGUGAGUCUGGCUCAGACGAUGAAGCUGCUGAGGCUGAGGAGGAACGUGGUGAAGCUCUCUCUCUACAGACACUUCACCAACACGCUCAUCUUCGCUGUCAUAGCGUCUGUCAUCUUCAUCAUUUGGACCACCAAGACCUUCAUGAUGUCUAAAUGUCAGUCUGACUGGAGGGAGCUGUGGAUAGAUGACGCGUUCUGGCGCUUCUUGUUCUCCAUCAUCCUAUUGGUCAUCAUGUUCCUAUGGCGACCAUCAGCCAAUAACCAGAGGUAUGCCUUCAGUCCUCUGUUGGAUGAAGAGAGUGAGGAAGAGGAGAAGGAGCCCAUGAUGAACGAGGCUUUCGAGGGGAUGAAGAUGAGGGGCGUGAAAAAUGAGACCAACGGUUCGGCCAGAGCAAACAAAGUGGAUGAGGAUCUGAAAUGGGUAGAAGAGAACAUCCCUUCAUCUAUGGCGGACGUCGCCCUGCCCCCCCUGCUGGACUCUGAUGAGGAAACCUUGACGACUAAGUUUGAGAUGUCCAAGAUGGAGUAAAGCAGAAGAGGAAGGAAGGAAGGAAGGAAGGAAGGAAUGAAGGAAGGAAGGAAGGAUGGAGGGACGGACGGAGGGAACAUGGAAGUGUUUGGAAAACCACGAGUCUGGUAAACAGACGUAUAAAUGAUUGUGUCGGUGUAUACAAGGUGCAUUAAAAGAGAAGGAUGGCUGAUUAAACACGUGAGGAGGGAUAGAAGAGCUGAUGGAUGGAAGAGGGAAGGUGUCUGUAUGUGAUUUAACCCCUGACUUUAUGAGCUUUGUAAGCCUUCAUUGUACAGAACACUGGGAGUCAAAUCCAUCACAGCGGCACACAGAUUCUUUUUAUUUUUAUUGCCUGUUUGUAUUUAUAUUUCUAUACAGUAUAUUUUGACAAAUCUUGAUGCUAACGAGGUUCUCUGCUAUAAAGCGGCUUCUUUUCACCGUUCGCAAGCGGAAAUUUUGUCUCAUCGGACAUUUUGUGUGUGUUUUUUUUUUCACUGUUCUGUUGCCACGACUGUUUGUUGGGUUUUGUGGAGUUGAUACUUGUGAUUGACGAAUAUAUAAACUGCUUCUCUUACUUCUUGGAGUUGUGAGGUUUGUCAUCGCUCCGUAUUGUUUCAGCUUUGGUUCCAGUGUAAUUUGAACCAUUAAAACUGUUGACAAGUGGGA
Molecule: messenger RNA, 2525 nt
Organism: Sebastes umbrosus (honeycomb rockfish)
Lineage: Eukaryota; Metazoa; Chordata; Actinopteri; Perciformes; Sebastidae
Gene: tmem87a
Exons: 21
Coding region: 87-1877 (596 amino acids)
Biological process (GO): retrograde transport, endosome to Golgi
Cellular component (GO): Golgi apparatus; membrane
Source: RefSeq, a predicted model, not a curated record